This is a messenger RNA of Lactuca saligna, 1293 nucleotides long. Lineage: Eukaryota; Viridiplantae; Streptophyta; Magnoliopsida; Asterales; Asteraceae. The record is from the annotation of a GenBank genome assembly.
AUGGAGAGUCUCGACGGUUGGCAGCAAGUUCGCCGGAAGAAGAAACUUGAGGAAAACUACAGCGAGGACUACGACGUCAACGAGAGAGCAGUUACUACAUUCAAGACUUCCCUCCGGACUGGAACGAAUCGGCGUUGUGGAAAACUUUCAGCAUGUAUGGGGCCGUGGGUCCGAGACUUAAGAGCUUUCGAAUCGCGUCUGAAUGAGAUCCUCAUCGGUGCUAAAAAGAUUAGAGUUAACGUAGCCAAGUUUGAUAGAAAAGGUCAAGAGUCCAGGAAUAUUACCCCCCACCUAAAAGGUAAACCAAGGGCCUCAUACAACCAUGCAUCUCUCCAUACGAGAGUUGAACAUGAAAAAGGUAGGUCUUAUGCUGAUGCUGUGAAAGGACCUCCUCCUAGUCAAUGUAUGGGGGUGACUGAGGACCCAAUGGCUGAUAUUAGAAACUUGAAUAAUGCCAGGACUGAUGAGAAAAGUAUCAGAAUGAUCUCUACAGAAGGGUCGAAGGAGUGCAUAAAUAGCACUCUGGUUGGAGAAACUGAAAGCUUUCAGACCCUUAUGAACGUCAAGGCACUGCCGGAAGUUGAAGGUUGCCCUAACAUUCAGCUGAGGUGUCUAGGGGGCAUGAAGAUGCUAUUGGAUUUCAAAAGUGUUCAAGAGAAAAAUGACUUUCUAUCUAAUGGGGAAGCCAUUUGGAGGCCAUGGUUCAAAUCUCUCACAAACUGGUCUAUGGAGUGCAAUUAUAAUGAGAGAAUAGCCUCCAUAAUUAUUCAAGGGGUGCCACAACAUGUAUGGUGUGAGGAAGCCUUCAAUUCUAUAGCCAAGCUGUGGGGAUCAGUGGUUAUUCCGGAAGAAUGUUCAACAGACUCUCCAAACCUAGCCUUUGGGCGAGUUGGUAUUCUUACAUCUCAUCCUGGAUUAAUUAGCCUCUCUAUUCCUGUCUAUGUUGAUGGAAUCCGGUUAGAGAUCAAUGUUAUGGAAGAUGUGUUUGAGUCUUUAAAGCUCAGUCUUGUUCUGGAAUCAAACGAUUUCCAGUACCCUAAUGGGAAUUGGUGGUAUGGGGGAGGUCGUGAGGAUGAUUAUGCAGCACAAUCGGAGGAGGACCCGAUUUCGCCGAUCUUGUCCCCGGCGUAUUCUCGCCGGAGUCAGGACUGGGAAUAUGAAAAGUUGCGAUCAUGCGAGACGAUCCCAGUUCCCGAGGAGCAUUACAAGAAUGAGAACACCAACGGACGGCAGAAGGGAGUCGAAUCGUCGCGUGUAAGUCAAAGUGAAAGUCCGCCCCCCGCUCCAGCAUGA